CCGCAUCUAUCAGCUCGAACCAGAUCUCCGGCACUUCCACGAUAAGCGGGUCAGAGCUCUUCGCUCCAUACCGAUUCAAAUGGUCCUCCACGCCCAAAGCGAUUCUUGCAUUUGCGUCUGCAAACACAAGGAGGUUGCACGCAGCAACUCCAGCGAGAAGGCUGCCGCUAUACCUCUCCAUCACAGCAUCCAACAGAUCCUGGACAGUUCCAACCAGUGCGGCGGAGUCUACUGCCGCGCACUUGAAUGUGAAUGGACUGCGAGAACCCGCAUUCACUGAUCGGAACCAGACAUUGGGUACCUCCACGAUGAGAGGGUCGCCACAAUUUCUUUCGUAGUGAUCCAUCUUCUGGUCGAGUCGUAAUGGCGUCUGUGCUUGGCUGUUCGCAAACACUUUGAGAAACCCAGAAGUCAGCUCUGGAGUCCCCCAAAGCUAAGCUUUGCGCCCUUCAACUUUAUGUGCUCCACACAAGCGACUUAUCGCCUCACAGUUGCACACCCAAUCAAGAUGCUGCGCCGAGCGGCGUCUUCCUCUGCAGCGCGAGGCUUGUCGACGCUCUCGUUCAGCGCGCCGCCGCCAACGCCCAACCGCCGCGUGGUAGUGACUGGCCUGGGCGCCGUCACGCCCUUCGGCGUGGGCGUCUCGCGCUCGUGGGACGCGCUGCUGGACUCGCAGUGCGCCAUCCGCACGGUGGACGCUCUGGCAGACACGGGACUGAACUGCACUAUUGGAGCCACCGUGCCGCGAGGAGACGGCGAAGGGGCGUUCCGCACGAAAGACUGGGUCAAUGUGAAGAACUUCCGCUCGCAGGAGCCAGACUUCAUCGCCUACACGCUGGCGGCAGCUGGCGAAGCUAUCAAGGAUUCGGGCUGGAGUCCUGAAUCGGACGAGGAGCGAGAACGAGCGGGCGUGGCUAUUGGUUCUGGAAUGGGAAAUAUCCAAGAAGUCAUGGAUGUGGGCCAGCUCAUCAAGGAUAAGAAAUAUCGUCGGGUGUCGCCAUUUUUCGUGACGCGGAUUCUUAUCAACCUUGCAGCGGGCCACGUGAGCAUUGAGCACGGUCUCAAGGGCCCGAACCAUUCUUGCGUGACGGCGUGCGCCACAGGAAGUCACAGCAUCGGAGACGCCGCGAAUUUAAUUCGCCACGGAAACGCCGAUGUCAUGGUCGCUGGUGGCACUGAAGCCUCUCUUAACGAGAUUUCGGUCUGCGCCUUCUUGCGCGCACAGGCACUUUCCACGAAGUUUAAUGAUCGCCCGCAAGAGGCAUCGCGACCAUUUGACUCGCAGCGUGAUGGAUUCGUAAUGGGCGAAGGUGCUGGUGUCGUUGUGCUGGAGGAGUACGAACAUGCUAAGAAGCGCGGGGCUAGAAUCUACGCGGAGGUGCGAGGCUAUGGACUCAGCGGCGAUAGCAACCACAUUACCGCUCCUCUCGAAACUGGCGACGGUGCUCGACGUGCGAUGGAGUCGGCUGUCGCACAGUCGGGCCUUGCGCUGUCGGAAAUUGGAUACAUCAAUGCUCAUGCGACCUCAACCCCGCUGGGCGAUCGCGCCGAGAACGCAGCGGUAAAAGAGCUUUUUGGCGAACAUGCUACACAACUUGGAAUGUCGUCGACGAAGGGCGCUGUUGGCCACUUGCUUGGCGCUGCUGGAGCUGUGGAGGCUAUCUUCUCGAUUAAGGCUCUGCACCAUAACGUGAUGCCUCCUACGCUCAACCUCAAUGAGAUGACAGAGGAGUUCACACUCAACUACGUGCCAAACCAACCGCAGGAGAAGGAGCUGCGCUCAGUACUUACGAACUCGUUCGGAUUCGGAGGAACCAACGCAAGUCUCUUGUUUGCCAAGUAG
Messenger RNA from Phytophthora sojae, 1843 nucleotides. RefSeq lists its product as hypothetical. The record is from RefSeq and is a predicted model, not a curated record. The transcript is spliced from 10 exons. Gene Ontology annotation, molecular function: 3-oxoacyl-[acyl-carrier-protein] synthase activity. The coding region runs from base 458 to 1843 and encodes 461 amino acids. Gene Ontology annotation, biological process: fatty acid biosynthetic process. NCBI's taxonomy places the organism in Eukaryota, Oomycota, Peronosporomycetes, Peronosporales, Peronosporaceae.